UAAAAAUUGUAAAUACUUGUACAAAAUAAUUAUAUUUUUAUAGGUAAGCGUCCCUCCCUUUUUGUUUGAAGCGUUUUUAUAUGCUCCUAUUGAUGACACAAACAGCACAGCAAAGAUUGGAAAUGGAAUAAUUUUCUUCACUUUGUAUAAAAAAGAAGUGGCCAUGUGGGAUUCCCUAACUCUAGCAAAUGCUAACAAGGAGAAGCUGCAGUGUCUAAGACAGAAUGCUGUUCUAAAAGCCCAUGAAAAGGUGAAAGAGGAGACAGAAGCAAAAAGAGUUACAAAACAGGAGCACAAAAAAUACGCUUUGGAGGCUACAAUGAAGCUAGAAGAAGCAGAAAGAAAAAGAAUUGAAGAUCUGAAAGAAAAGGAGCGGCAGAAGGUCACUAAGGAGUUGAAGUUAUGGAAAAAACAGCAAAAAGAUGCUGAGAAACAAAACAGGGUACAAAAAGAAGGGGAACUACAUCAAGAAGUAGAACAAUUAAAGGAGAAGAAAAAGGACAAAAUGAAUAAAACUAGAAUUCCUAAUGAAGGAACCUCUAAGACCAGACUCAAACCUACUACAGGUCAUGGUUCCUAUAGUAUGUUUUCAGAAAAUUUAAAGGAAGAACAGUUACCAGCUCCUCGAUCCGCUGCUACAAUUAGAAUCAACUUUACAUCACGAGUUUUUCCUACACCUCUGCGAGAAUCUCGUGUUGCGGAAGAGGAGGAGUGGCUACGUAAACAAGCAGAAGCUCGAAGAACAGCAAAUGCUGAUUUGUCUGAGCUGGAAGAUUUAAGAGAAGAGGAGAAGAAUCCAGACUGGUUGAAGGACAAAGGAAACAAAAUGUUUGCCAUGGGAAACUACCUUGCAGCUGUAAAUGCAUAUAACCUCGCCAUGCGGCUGAACAAUAAGCUUCCCCUGCUGUACCUGAAUCGUGCUGCUUGCCACCUUAAACUGAGAAAUUUUCAUAAAGCUAUUGAAGACUCCUCUAAGGCACUAGAGCUGCUGACACCACCUGUUCCUGACAAUGAGAAUGCUCGAGUAAAAGCGUAUGUGAGACGUGGGACUGCGUUUUGUCAGCUGGAGUUAUAUACUGAAGGUGAGACCUCGAUUUUGUGA
Leptosomus discolor (cuckoo roller) is the source of this 1102-nucleotide messenger RNA. The record is from RefSeq and is a predicted model, not a curated record. Lineage: Eukaryota; Metazoa; Chordata; Aves; Leptosomiformes; Leptosomidae.